This is a messenger RNA of Pocillopora damicornis (cauliflower coral), 1456 nucleotides long. RefSeq lists its product as uncharacterized. Lineage: Eukaryota; Metazoa; Cnidaria; Anthozoa; Scleractinia; Pocilloporidae. The record is from RefSeq and is a predicted model, not a curated record.
AUGGACAAUAAUCAAUCUAAAUCACAUACACACGAUACACCUCCAAGGGUAAAUGAACUCUCCAAUGCCACAAAAUUCUUUGAAAGCAUAUUUUUUUCUGCAGUCGAUGUGAUGGCUAGGAAUGGCCAACCUUUGCAAAUAGUUUUCGCAUUCUUUGUUGUUCUACAAGUUUGUGAGGGAGAACGUUAUUACAAGGCUGAAAACUGUGGCGAAGAGGCAAACAAACAUGAGGAAUACUCCAUAUCGCAAACAGUUAUAGAGGAAAGUCUGUUUAUGAUUUCUCCAGAAGAUUUUUACUAUAAUUUCUUGGUGAAACAUAGGCCGUUUGUUAUGAGGAGGGUGGCAAGAAACUGGCCAGCGUAUACGGUAUGGACAGAAACCUACCUGAUCCAAUCUUUAACUGAAGACUUGCAAGUAUCAGUUAUAAAAGGACUACAGAAUUUCCCAUUUGGUGGUGAAAGUAACAUGCCAGUCAAAGAAUUCUUCUCAAGAUAUUCACAGGAAGAUCUAACACUUUGUGAUGAACCAACAAUGGAGAUGCUCAAUGAUAUAAGGGCUCCCCUUUGUGCUCAGUGUCAUCAGUUCAUGGAGAAGAUGACAGUCAAGUUUUGGUUUCACCAUCGUCACAAGAAAGCAUCAACAUCUUUAUUUUUCCAACCAGAUGAACAGCUGCUAACUGUUUUAAAUGGAAGUGCUACAGUAAUAUUAAUUUCACCUUUGCACUCAGAAAAACUUCCUUUCGAUGGAGAUGAAUUGUUGGCAAUUUCCAGUUUUGAUACAGAUACUCUCUCAUCUAGAGGCAUUCCAUACUUGACUGUCAACCUUGUUAAGGGUGACAUGUUAUACAUACCUCAAAUGUGGUGGCAACAUGUAACGUUUUCAACAGAGUAUAACCUAUUUGUACAGUUUCUAUGGCCAUCAAAAACUGCCAUAACUUCUGGAAAUCUACAAUCUUCAACCCAAAUAAGAGGGGAUCAUCUGCCAAGUAUACCAGCAUCAUUAAGAAAUUUACUCAGAAAGUAUGAAGAGAAGUUCUUGAUGAUGGAUGUAAGGCCAGUGGUUUGUUUAGACCAAGACAAGAGGAUGAGUGAAUAUACAUUUGAAACAGGAAAAAUGUCACCAGAUGAAUACGAAGCUAUCCAUAAUGGUCCUGACUUUAGCGAGGAAGAACCAUGCAACUUUGAUGCAAGUAAUCUACAAAGCCCUUGCCAUUUUGCAACCUGUUUUGAAGAUCCAGAAUCACCAAUUUGUAUUCGAUACAUUCUAGACUAUUGCAGCCACUGGGAAGAUCGUGGCUGUGCCAUUGAACUACCUCAGUUGUUAAACAAGGUGGAAAAGAGUUUAAUGAAGCAGAUUACUUCCUUGAAAUCCUCCUACCAAUAGGCACUUUAUUGAUUUUGAUGACAUAUAAAUUUUAGUGACAAUAUAAAAUAAAGCCUGCGGCCUGUAUACUUUA